GUAUCUGCUCGUCAUUAUUGGUGGAGGUACCCACAUGCUAACAUGUGUCGACAGUAAUGGCGCACCAAGUGAACUGCCUGUCAACUGGCAUUUCACGUUCUCAGUAGGCCUACCUUCAGUAGGCCCACCUUCUCUAUUCAGUUACCAUACUACGGGCCAGUAUAAUGAGAGGAUGGUCUUGAACGUCAAUCAGAGCAUGUAUUCUACUUUAACCACAAAUCAGGCGACCGUCUAUCUGGACUGCUACGUUGGUGCUCCACCGGCGGAAUUUCCCACCCUAGAUUUUGCCCUGAUCGACCUGUAUAGGGACCUGUGCCAAGAUCCGACGUACUGCGCAAUGGACAACUAUCCGCUGGGGUCCACGGACUGCAAGAGCAGCAUUACCACAGGAGCUACUUUCAGCUGUACCUGCUCGCCAGGCGAUGCGGGCGCUCCUUGCAGGGAGGUGCGAGACUGCAUGGAGAGUCCAGCAACACCCGUUCUGGAGAGGGACUGCAACCCACGUCAUAUCACGGUUCUUAGGAUGACGAUACCGCAUAACAACAUCAUCAACGGCUCCACCAUCAAUGUCACUUGUUCCAGCGACAUCCCAUUCACAGAACAGGUCAAUUGGACCGUCCUCCCAGCGCAUCCCAUGGAGGCCUUGUCGUUCUCUGGACCAAUGGGCACCACGCUUACCAUCUCACCGAUCACGGCCGACGUCGACAGAGACGUAGAUGUUCGCCCCGUGUCUGUGGAGUGCAGGGCUAACGUUAUGGGCAGAUUAGGUCCAGGACUUGGCAAUGCUACGCUCCCUAUUUUGUACGACGUUUGUGCUGAUGCUGAUGUGUGUCAACGAGUAUUCUUGCAUCCACCAGGUUCAUCCGACUGCGUUUUUCCAACGUCUGGUACUCCGUUCUGCCGGUGUCGCCAGAACUCUGCCGGGAGAGGCUGCAGGAUUGUGGAUGGCUGCAGGGGUAAUAUUAGCUUCGCUGACGCAUCGCGUUCAUCCUUACUCUUCUCAUCGACCCUUUCGUCAGUAAAGGCUCUGGAGUGUAUAUUUGGAAUGGGAUGCAGCCUAAACGCAACUGCCCUAGUGUUCCAAUGUACUGAAUCGACCAGUAACACUGUCGCGCCCAACCUCACUAUCGCGCCCAACCUCACUAUCGUGCCCAGUCUCACUAUCGCGCCCAGCCUCACUAUCGCGCCCAACCUCACUAUCGCGCCCAGUCUCACUAUCGCGCCCAGCCUCACUAUCGUGCCCAAUCUCACUAUCGUGCCCAGUAACACUGUCGCGCCCAACCUCACUGUCGCGCCCAACCUCACUGUGGCGCCCAACCUCACUGUCGCGCCCAACCUCACUGUCCUGCCCAACCUCACUGUCAUGCCCAGCCGCACUUCGUUGCCAGCAGGAGUGUUCCAAUGCAGUGGAUCAGCCAGUGACGCUGUCAUGGUCAGCUACAGAUCGUUGCUAAUAGUGAUGGUUGGCAUGGUGGUCGGCAGACGACUCCUCAUCUAACGCGCAUCUACCUCAACUUCUCACGGUGUAAAACUUGUACUAGCCUACAUUUGCAACUGACCAAUCCCCGUGUACAUGACCCUCACAUACAACAGCAUCCCUUUAGAUUAGGGUCAGUUUAGGAAGCAUCCCCUUUGCUUCUUUUUUUUAGGGAAAAAUUAGAGAAAGCCAAUUGUGUACUAGCGCUACAUGUAUAUACCGGGGAUUAAUUUUGCAGCACACAUUGUCCAAUGCCCUGGUUAUACAUGUACAUAUACCGGUUAUUGCCUCAAUUCCAUUGGUUCCCGGUUCGAUUUUAAGCCCAAAAUGACCUGUAAGUGUACGUUUACUCUUUAGUUCAACAAAAGAUUACUCGAUUGUACUUGGUCCACAGUACAAUGUCAC
Sycon ciliatum is the source of this 1882-nucleotide messenger RNA. RefSeq lists its product as uncharacterized. Bases 35 to 1498 code for a protein of 487 amino acids. NCBI's taxonomy places the organism in Eukaryota, Metazoa, Porifera, Calcarea, Leucosolenida, Sycettidae. The record is from RefSeq and is a predicted model, not a curated record. The transcript is spliced from 5 exons.